Messenger RNA from Moneuplotes crassus, 7550 nucleotides. The record is from the annotation of a GenBank genome assembly. Lineage: Eukaryota; Ciliophora; Spirotrichea; Euplotida; Euplotidae.
AUGGAAACCCUUAGUGAUUAUGAGGAAUCAAACAGUCCUCUUAGAGACGUAGAUUCAGAGAUAAGAGACUCUUUUGCGUUAAGCGAAAUGAAUGAAAGUGUCGCUCUAUCAGAUUUGCUGCCUGAACUUGUGCGUAUCCCUGAUAAAGACCCUGCUGAAUACAAUAUUAAAUAACAUUAUCACGAAUCCGAUCGCUUUCAAGAACAUUAUCAAGCAGUUUGUAAAUGUGAGCAGCGUGGAGAGGAUCGAGAACAUUAAUAAUAUUCUAGACAAGUUGAAACUGUGCUUGCAUAAUAACAUAAUCAUUAAUAAUCCAAUGACUUAUGACAAGUAUCCCAUUGAUUUGGUAAAACUCCUGCUGGGCGCUUACUUCUCAGAUUACUCUAAAGAGGACCCUGGAACGAGAGAGGCACUGCUUAAGUUGAUCAGAGCAGUUACUGUUGGAGGCAGGUUCUCCAAGGCCCACUUUGAGUCUGUGUAUGGGUACAUCACCUCGAAAGAUCCUGAUGAUCUGCUUGGAGCAUUGGAACUCAUAGAAAAUAUGAUUACGAUAUAGAUAAAACUCACAUUCCGAUGUUUUACUUCUCAGAUAUUGACAGCUACAUUGAGAUCAGUUCUAGCCUGACGAUUGACAAAGCAUUCAAGAAUGGAUUCACUAUCGGAUUUUGGUUCCGGAUAGAAGAGCUCAACGGGACAUCCUUUGAGGACUAUCCCUCUCUAUUCACAAUAUUUUGAUCAGGGUCUGGUGGCUUCGAGGCUUAUUUUGAAGGAAACAUUCUUUAUUACAAAACAAUGAGUGGGAAAAGCUAUAAAUCAGGCCCUGAUGAGAACAACUCUAUCGCAGUCUUUGAGUUUGAAGCUAAGACAUGGUACAACUUGUUCAUCUGUCAUAAAAAGAAAGGCCUGAAAAUCUUGGUUAACGGAGAAUUAAUCAAAAAUAUCAAAAGUGUCGAAUACCCGAAGAAUAUUGACUCUGGAAGGCUUGACAAAGGUUUUUUGUGCCGAAAAAUGACUGGGCAGGUCUCUUCAAUAUUUAUCUUCAGUGAUUAUAUUUCUCCUGAUAUAACGAUGGAGAUUUAUAAAAGAUAUCCAAAAUCAAUCCAUGCAGAUAAGUUUUUGAAUGAUUUAGACGAGGUCGACCAAUUUAAAGCUGAAAAGCUAAUUGAUAAAAUAUUUGGGCUCUACAUUCCGGCCAGAGCUUUUAAAGACACCAAAGGAGAAAUAUUUAUAGAGUUUUGAAGCUAUCACAGGAGAGCAAAAUUAAGCUCCCAAGCAGGAGUCUUUUGUCAAGAAAGCCAGAAAAAUCAGUUCCUGUUCUGAGGAGAUGUUAAAGCUCUUCUUCCAAUUAUGCCGCUGUUUAAGAACAUUAAAGAUGUUGAACUUGGGAGGCGGACAUUUAACAAAUUUCUAGACAUUAUUGAGACAUUCACUCAAUUACUAACCGAAGAUAAUAUCAAAGAGUUUCACUUAGAAGGCUUCUUUGCAGGAUUUUUCCUCCUAUUUUACUCAAUUCCUCUAAACUUCUUUACAAAAUACAGCAUUCAGUCACUAAUCGACAUCAGGUUUAACUUGAAGAAGGAUUCUUCGUUCUUCAAUCACAUGAUGCACACCACUGAUAUUUGGAUAAAUCUUGACUUUGAAAUCCAACAUUUCUUUUGGGAUUACGUGAACGGGAUUUAUUCACAAGACUAUAAGGAAUAUCUCAAAUUCAUAGAUAUUAAAAGACUUCUCCAGAUCGUUAAGCAUCUUGUUAACACUAAGAAAGGUCACUGCUGAGAGAUACACGAGAAGAUUAAAGAUCCAAGAUCGGCAAGGAAAUCUGCGAAAUAUUUCCCUGUGACCAAUCUUUCGGAGUACAUCAGGCCUAUCCUUGAGAUAGUUCAAAACAUCUUGAGCAGCUGCUCUAAGGGAAAUAAAGAUACUUCAGUGACUAGUUGAGUUACUGAUCUAGUGUCCAUAAUUACUUACAAACAAACUCCUUGCUAUCGCAUCGAGAUUUUGAAGGUCAUUAAGAACUUAGUGUCAGAAAAGGAGCCUAACUGCCAUGUGUUCAAGAUCCACUUGAAAGAGGAUAAGCACUUUUUUAUGAUUCUGAAGGUAUUCAACGAAUCAUAUUACGAUGUGCAGACUUACUGUGCUGAAAUCAUAAAAUAUUUGGACCUUGACCAAUCAAUUAAGGAAAAGAUAUUCUCCUUCAUGAAUUACUCGGUAUGACCUCCUGACCAAAGAGAUAUUGAUGUAAGCCUUGAGGACAUGACUGCCUAUCACACACCUGUUUUUAAGAACCAGUUUGGGAACAUCCUUGAUCACUCUGAACAGAUGAGAAGCCAGAGUAGUCUCUACAAAGCCAAGAAAAUGAACUCCAGUUUUGAACCCUCUACUGUUAUCAGAGAUUAUGAGGAAAUGAAGUAUGAAAGAAACACAAAAGUUGCUUUUAGAGAUGUUCAGAGACGAAGCUCCCGAAAGUCUAUCAAUAAGCUUCGGAGAAGACUAACUGAUUCCAACAUUAGUGAAAAUUCUGAAGAUUACAUCAAUUUUUCUCAAUCGUAUAACUCCAUGCAUCAGUCUUCAAAGGGGAAAGUUGAAGAAGAUACUAAAAACUCUGAAGAAUCUCUAGAAGAUAUUGAUGAAGAAGAUCCUUUGGAUACAUAUCUUAAACAUUUCGCAGAUAGAAAAGAGGUUAAGGAAUCCCCUGUUAUGGAUGAUGAAAAUAGAAUAGAGGUCAACCACCAUAGAAAGUCAGGGAAAAGCAUCUCCCCUAGUCGUCAAUCUAUUCGGAAAUUAGAACCUACUACGACAAUGAUAAAAGGGUCUACUAAUCUUCCUCUAACUUCUUCAUUAUCAAGUGACGGAAAUAAUUCUGGGGGCAACAAUGAACUCUCCAAGCAAGAAGAUUUUAUUAACGAAGAAUUGAAUGGCCUUUAUCAUGUAUUCCUUUCAUGGGUUUUCUCAUCCAGGGAUGAACUUGACUUAUCUCGGUCAAUAAGGUACAGUUCAGUCCUUCCACUUUGCUUGAAUCUCGCUGCAAAAUCUACUAAACUAAUGAAGCUAAAAGUUAUUUCAGAUUUCAACUUCAUGACUGCUGUUGAUAAGAAUACUACAGUAAUAAUGGCUGAAAGAACAUUCUCGCGAUGGAUAAUAGACUUAUUAUAUACUGAAUUUCCUCCAAAGAAGGAUAAAGAUCUUGACCCCAUCUGGGAGAUGGGUUGCAAGCUUUAUAUCCAGAUGGCGAAGACAUGCUUAAAUAGUGACACUUCAUCCCACUUUUACAUCCACCAGCUGCUUGUCUGGCCUAUGAUCAAAUAUCUCAAACACAGAAGUUCAAAAGAUAGAACAAGUAAUGAUAUCAAACGAAGAGAAAGGAUGGUCAGAACCAUCCUCUGCAGCUUCCUCGACACAGUUUCUGCAAACAAAGAUCGAGAAAAGUGGAAUCCCAGCUUUGGUCGUGAUAGUCCAUUUAUGAAAUUUUGGAGAAACAUCACCCAAAUCCUCUUUCAUAUUGAAGAGCUAGUCUUAUCCUUUGAAUACAUAAGGCAGGCAUUCUCUGAUGAUACUAGCACACCUUGUAAAGCCACAUCAAAGAGGAAGAAAUUGAUACACGAUGAGUUUGGUUCAAGUCUGCUUGAAAGAAAAGCAGAUCAGUCAAUAUUCGAUAAUACUAAGAACUAUCUCUUCAUGUCCUCAGUAAGCAACACUUGGCAAGAUUCAAGACUUCUUAACAUGAUAUUUGAGAUAAUAGAGCCAAUUUGGGUCAUAAAAUCUAAGCGAAGGACUUCAAAAUCUCAGAAAUCUAGCUAUUCAAUGCAAUUUAAAAAAAUUGGAUAUAAUCAAAUAGAAGAUCAAGUGCUAGAUUGUUUGGAUGAAAUCACUUGAGGGGAUGCUAAUGAGAAGAUCCAAAUGUUCUUAGCUAAGAAAAUUUACCCGGAAGAAUCUAAGAAAAAGGAGAGACAUAAUUUUACCUUUAUUAAAACAGCAAUAAACCUAAUCUGCAUUAGGAUCACACUUGAAAAUGAAAAGAAGUUUCUCUUCUAUUAUUGAAAAAUGCUGGGAGAUAUAGCUGAGUGCUGUAUUUACAUCAGUGAAAAUUGGACCUCACAGAAAUCUGAUGAGCACAGCGUCAUCCAGUCACACUUAACCAAGAUCCUUGCCUUCAUUCUCUAUUUCUUACAUUGUGAGAUAAGAUGUGAGAAAGGAAACAAGGAUUAUCUCUGUAAAACUCUGGAUAGCAUUAUGGCUACUAUAUUUGUGAUUGUUUUGAAAAAGUACCCAAAAGACCAUGAGCACUCAGAUCCUCAUAGUCCUCAAGCAAAGCUUGUGACACGACUCCUCAACGGGUUCUUCGAGGAGGAAACUGACCACACUCUACUCUUCACCAGAAAAGACUUGGAAAAUUACCAAGCUAAAGACUAUAAAGAGAUAUGGACACUUUUGUGCUCCGACCAGUGAAGUGACUUCUUUGAUGAGUCUAAAAGAUUUGAGUCGAUUAGACAAGAAUUUUGUAAGAACAAUUAUUGCGAAAUUGUAGCCAAAGAGAGAUACACUUAUGCCAAGAAAGUCAGAAGCGACCAGAAUACCUGGGAUUAUCAGGAGAAAAAGAAAUAUCAAGAAAUCUCUAUUGAUAUUACUGAUAAACAUGAACGGAUCAAGACAUUAGAGGAAAUUAACACUAAAGAUACUAUUUUAUGGAUUGACAUUAGACAAAGGAAGAUGAAGAGGUACUUAAGAAAGGCUUACAACAACCUCUUCCUCUGGAAAGGUGUAUGGAGGAACAAGAAGUUGUUUGAUAAAUAUCCUGAAAAUGUCCCUCUCAAAGCUUUUGAUUUCAUAACAAAGAAUUUGACUAAGCCUAUUCUUAAAAACUAUGCUUCCCAAGGUCUUUGCUAUUAUGACGAAGUAGAAGCUGAGAAUAUAUUGAAGAGAGACAAUAUCAAAUACUCUGGGGAUAACUGGAGGCUUCUCAAAUGAGAUGAUGUCUUUGAAGACAAGAUCUACAUCAACCUCAAAAAUAGGUUCUUCAGUAGACAAAUGAGCUCAGAGGAAAUGAAGCUCCUUGACUCCUGUUAUACAGCCUUACUUGACAAGUAUAUCUUUGAUUAUAAAGAGAAGGAUCAUAUUCUUGGAGAGUAUAAAUGAACUCAAUUGACACCAUUAUAUUCGAAGUAUGGGAAAAUACUUAUAACCACAAAGAAGAUAGUCUUCUUAGAUUCAGUAUACUCUUCAGAUCUUUCAAGCUCUGGAGUCUACUCAAACCAAUCUCUGGAUUUCUUUACUUAUAGAAAGAAGCCAUAUAAAAUGUUACAUUCGACGUACUGAAUUUCAGAUAUCCGGUAUACUUUCAAGAGGAAAUUCCUUUUUGAACACAGCUGAGUGGACCUGAUCUUCACUAAUUGUGAGAGCUUAACUAUAAAUUUCAAGGCUAAAGAAGAUUGUACUAAAUUCCUUAAACAUCUACAUGAUAUUAAUCCAUCAACCAAAACAUUCAUGAAUGGAUUAAAGAAGAGUAAAGCGACUGAGAGGUGGCAGAGAGGAGAGAUUUCCAACUAUUUCUACCUAAUGUUACUGAACUACCUUUCUUCUCGGAGCUAUAAUGACCUGUCGCAGUACCCAGUAAUUCCUUGGUUCAUCGACCAAGGAUUACUCCAUAGUAGAAACUUCGAUGAAACUCUGAUAAGAGAUUUUGGCAAGAAUCUCCUGAUGCUAGGAGGUGGUAAAAGAUUAGAACAAGCUAUUGAGAGAUAUGGAGAAGAAGAUAUGGAUCAAAAAUAUCACAGUGGGACUCAUUACUCCAACCCAGGGGUCAUCUUGCAAUACCUUGUCAGAAUUCCUCCCUUCUUAGAUGGACUCAUUAAGUUCCAAAGUGGCAAACUUGAUUGUGCGGAUAGAAUGUUCUCAAACCUUGCAUUUUCUUACAAUCUAGCAUUGAACGAAGUUGGAGACAUGAGAGAGUUAAUUCCUGAAGCACUAGUCUUACCAGAAAUGUAUAAGAACCAUCUCAAUGUUAACUUCGGAGAGACUCAGGAUGGAGAUAACGUGGAUCAUGUCAUCCUCCCAGAAUGGGCUGAAGAAAAUCCAUAUAUGUUCACAUGCAAAUUCAGAGAACUUUUUGAAUCAGAGUUGGUAUCUGAAAAUCUCCAAAACUGGUUUGAUUUAAUCUUUGGAUACAAGCAAAAAGGAGAACAUGCUGAGGAAGCUUGAAAUAUUUUCCCACCUCUAUCAUAUGAAGGAUCUAUUGACAUGGCAGAUCCUGAAAAUAUAGCAGCAAAGGAUUCUUUAGUAGUUCAAUUGUACAAUUAUGGGCAAUGUCCAACCCAAUUACUCACAGAUCCUCAUCCAUGAAAAGAGGAGAGGAAAGAACCUUUGAAGUUUAUCAGCAAGGAAGCUGAUCUUCAAGCAAAGCCGAUUGACCUCAAUCGUCAAAAAUAUGGUGAAAUAAAAGAAAUCAAAUUCGUAAAUGAUAGCCAAUUCUACAUGAUUUAUAAGAAGAACCGGAUCUGAAAAAUGGCGUAUAAUGAGUACUUAGAAGGAGGUAAAAAGCCACUGAUAAGCGAUUGCUCUUCAGGAAAGGUGUAUAAGAUAGUAGUGGAUCCUCUAAAGAUUCAUUCACCAGAAUUUGCUUCUCAGAAUAACCUUGUUCCAAUCUCGACCAUUUUGGUCAAGCAUGAUCUCCAAAUCCUCAUCGGAGGAUAUUGGGAUGGAAUGAUGGUAGUCCAAAAUUUCACAAAGAAACAAGAAACUGGCAAGAAGAAGCAUCUAUACAGAAUCACUAUGAUAGAAGCUAGUCAAAGCGAAAGCAUCAUUAUCACAGGCACAGAGAAAGGAGACAUAGCCAAAUGGAGUCAUCAUGAAGGUGAAAUUUCAUUUGAGUCGUUAUUCUUUCACCAUCAAAAUGAAGUCACAGGAUGAUGCAUUUGAGAAGAUAUGGGAGUUUUUGCAACUUGCUCAAAAGAUGGCACAGCAAACUUAUAUGUAAUAUCUGCAACUCGUGAUCCUCAGUCUGGCUCUCAGAAAUCAUACAUCCUAAGAAGUUUCAGACAGCCGGAUGAUUUACCUCUUGAAAAAGUAUUGAUAUCAGAGGCUCCGCUUGCAUCAAUAAUUCUACUCGCUGAAGGCAAGAAAUUGGUAUCAUUUAGUAUUAACGGGAAGUACAUUGAAAGUUAUGAAGACUUAUUAAUGAUCGAGAAUCCUCUAGUGAUCACUGACACUCAAUUCGCUGAUAAACUCGUGUACGGAAACACUGCUGGAAAAUUAGGUAAAUAAGCUUGCUCUUUGACUUGUUCUAACUCAUUCUAGUAUUCCUUAAACUUCCAUCCUUCACAGAUAAAGAAUCAAAAUUAUGCUUCGACAAAAACUGAGUUUCUCCUCUAUGUUUGACACCAGAUGAGCGAAUCCUUAUUUUCUUCCAGGAUGGCCUCUGUUGUAAUGGAGAUUUCGAAACCAACAUCAGAAAGGAAAGGAAGGAACUCAAGAAGAUGUUUGGAUUCUAGCAAAUUCUUUGUAUCAUAAUGGAAGGAUUCCUAAUGAGAACUCUCCCUGGUUUGAAGCCAUUACUU